AUGCCACAAUUCAAACCCGAUUAUUAUUCUUCUGAUGCUUAUGGAAACAAGAAAGUUCUCUCCGCAUUAGGAAGUAUUCUCGCUGUCGUCAUAUAUUUCGGAUUUUUGCGCGAAUCAUCUGACUUGGAUGAAAUCUGGAAUGCCCCACCCCACAUUCUUACAUCGAAUUUAGAACGUAAAAUGUUAAGAGAGCAAAUCAAACAAGCUCAGGAGAAGGGCAUGGACACUGCACUUCUGAGAGCCCAGUUGGAAUACGUGGAUGUGAAAGAAGAAGCGCUACGAAUUCAGUUUGAGCAGAAGACGAAACAGCAAGAACGUAGAAAUCAGCAGGCUUAA
This is a messenger RNA of Caenorhabditis briggsae, 336 nucleotides long. Lineage: Eukaryota; Metazoa; Nematoda; Chromadorea; Rhabditida; Rhabditidae. The record is from RefSeq and is a predicted model, not a curated record. The transcript has a single exon. Bases 1 to 336 code for a protein of 111 amino acids.